Molecule: messenger RNA, 627 nt
Organism: Acanthocheilonema viteae
Lineage: Eukaryota; Metazoa; Nematoda; Chromadorea; Rhabditida; Onchocercidae
Source: the annotation of a GenBank genome assembly
AUGGAUCUUAUCCCGUUGGAGGAUAUGUUCGUCAUAUCUUUAACCGUUCUCACAAAAGGUUUGAUAAUAUUUGGCGGUUCACUAGCAUACGUAUUCCAGUACAAAAAAAUUUAUGAACGACAAGAUGCUAGUGGAUUUUCGUUAUUUGUGUGCUUGACAUUGCUUAUAGCAAAUAUACUUCGAAUUAUGUUUUGGUUUGGUAAGCGAUUUGAAUUGGCUCUUGUUGCUCAAAGCAUAGUAAUGUUGAUAUCAAUGAUAUUGAUGUUGGAAAUAUCGGUGCGAACAAAUCGAAAAUAUGUAUAUAAAACGCAACGUGCCUCUUAUAUCAUAUAUGUGGAAGUUCUUGGCCUAUUUGCUCUACUUUCCGAAGCAUGUCUAGGUUUCCCUCAACUGAAACAGAAUUGCUCAAGACGUUCUACAUCGGGAAUGAGUGUUGGCAUGGUACUUGUGUGGAUGGUUGGAGAUUGUGGUAAAAUAGCUUAUUUUAUCUAUGAAAAUAGCCCAGCUCAAUUUUGGUUAUGUGGAAUAAUACAAAUUACAAUAGAUUUAUUAAUAAUGUUGCAAGUCUAUUGUUUUGGCAAAAGUGGAGCAAGAAGUCGGGUACAGUUGCCACAGACCGACGAUUAA